Molecule: messenger RNA, 3096 nt
Organism: Telopea speciosissima
Lineage: Eukaryota; Viridiplantae; Streptophyta; Magnoliopsida; Proteales; Proteaceae
Product: non-lysosomal glucosylceramidase-like
Exons: 20
Coding region: 60-2945 (961 amino acids)
Biological process (GO): glucosylceramide catabolic process; carbohydrate metabolic process
Cellular component (GO): membrane
Molecular function (GO): beta-glucosidase activity; glucosylceramidase activity
Source: RefSeq, a predicted model, not a curated record
GUUUACUGUCAUAUAUAUUUCUUUUAGAAUAAUACUCUGACAAGGUUGGUGGAGGCAAGAUGUUGGAGAAUGGUUUUGAUGGAGGCAAGAUGUUGGAGAAUGGUUUUGAUGGAGAGGAAAGAGAGCCUUCUGUGGAUGCCUUUACUAAUGAGGUUGAGGUUGACCCUGCUCAACCUGCAUCUUUGACUUGGCAACGAAAAUUGAACAGUGAAAAGAUUGUUCCAUCGGAGUUCGGUGUAACUAUUCAAGAGAUGAUGCAUAUGGCUCCACUAGGUUAUCGACUAUGGCGAGAUAUGAGAGAAGAAGCCUCAAAAGGACGGAAACCAAUCAUGGAUGUUUUCACUAAGCGCCUGUACACAUCUUGCGAAGGCAUCCCCCUAGGUGGUAUUGGUGCAGGAAGUAUUGGAAGAAGCUACAGAGGAGAGUUUCAACGGUGGCAACUAUUCCCCACUAUAAUUGAAAGUAAACCAGUUUUAGCAAAUCAAUUUUCUGUUUUUGUUUCACGCCCCAAAGGGAAAAAAUUUUCUUCAGUAUUGUGCCCCGGGAAGUCAGAAUUGCUCAAGGAGAGCAUCACUUCUGGGAUAGGAUCUUGGGAUUGGAACCUGAUUGGGCAUAGUUCUACAUAUCAUGCUUUGUAUCCCAGGGCUUGGACCGUAUACGAAGGUGAACCUGACCCAGAACUGAGAAUAGUUUGCCGUCAGAUGUCACCGUUUAUUCCCCACAAUUAUAAAGAGAGCAGUUUCCCUGUGGCAGUAUUUACAUUCACUCUAUUCAAUUCCGGGGACACUAAUGCAGACAUCACCUUGCUUUUCACAUGGGCUAAUUCUGUGGGUGGGGAAUCUGAGUUUUCUGGAAAUCACUCCAACUCGAAGAUGAAGGUGAAGGAUGGUGUGCAUGGAGUAGUUCUACAUCACAGGACUGCAAAUGGACAACCACCAGUAACAUUUGCCAUAGCAGCACAAGAGAAAGCUGAUGUUCGGGUCUCUGCAUGUCCCCAUUUCAUUAUAUCUGGAAAUUCCCCAGGAAUAACAGCAAAAGACAUGUGGCAAGAAAUUAAAGAGCAUGGUUCCUUUGACCACCUUGAUUCUGAUGAAAAACCAGUGCCUACAGAACCUGGAUCAUCUAUCGGUGCAGCCAUAGCAGCUUCUCUGACUAUUGCAUCUCACAGUGUUGGCACUGUUACAUUCUCAAUGGCAUGGGCCUGCCCGGAAGUAAAGUUUUAUAGUGGGAAGACUUAUCACAGGCGCUACACAAAAUUCUAUGGCAUACAUGGGGAUGCAGCAGCAAAAAUUGCACAUGAUGCUAUUCAUGAGCACGGUCAUUGGGAGUCCCAGAUAGAAACAUGGCAGAGACCUAUUCUUGGAGACAGAAGAGUUCCGGAAUGGUACCCUAUCACUCUCUUCAAUGAGCUCUACUACCUUAAUGCAGGGGGAACGAUUUGGACAGAUGGAUCACCUCCAAUGCAAAGUUUAGUAACCAUUGGAGAAACAAAAUAUUCUCUCAAGAAAUCUAGAUCAGACUUCACAAAUACAAUUGAUACUAACCAUCCAAAUGAUACUGCCGUGGAUAUUCUCGAAAGGAUGGCAUCGAUACUUGGGCAAAUACACAGUCCAGUCAUAACAAAUUCUUCUUUUGGAACAUAUUUGCUUCAAAAGGGUGAAGAAAAUAUAGGUCAAUUACUCUAUUUCGAAGGGAAUGAGUAUCAGAUGUAUAACACAUAUGAUGUACAUUUCUACUCGUCUUUUGCAUUAAUUAUGCUGUUUCCAAAACUUGAACUCAGCCUCCAGAGAGAUUUCGCAGCUGCAGUAAUGAUGCAUGAUCCCAGUAAGAUAAAAUUAUUAUCUGAUGGUACUUUGGUCCCAAGAAAGGUCCUCGGUGCUGUUCCUCAUGAUCUUGGAAGGAAUGACCCAUGGUUUGAAGUAAAUGCUUAUAACGUUUAUGACACAAAUAGAUGGAAAGACUUGAAUCCUAAAUUUGUUCUCCAAGUUUACAGGGAUGUGGUUGCUACGGGUGAUAAGUUAUUUGCAAAAGCUGUUUGGCCCUCCGUCUAUAUGGCAAUGGCUUAUAUGGACCAGUUUGAUAAGGAUGGGGAUGGGAUGAUUGAGAAUGAAGGCUUUCCUGACCAGACUUAUGAUGCAUGGUCAGUUAGUGGUGUGAGUGCCUAUACUGGUGGACUUUGGGUGGCAGCCUUGCAGGCUGCUUCAGCCUUGGCACAUGAAGUUGGUGACACUGCUUCUCAAGAUUAUUUCUGGCAUAAGUUCAAGAGAGCUAAGGCUGUAUAUGAGAAAUUAUGGAAUGGUUCUUACUUUAAUUAUGAUGAUAGUUGUGGUAGUUCAAGUGCAUCUAUUCAGGCUGAUCAGUUGGCUGGGCAAUGGUAUGCUCGGGCGUGUGGUCUUUCAACAAUUGUUGACCAUGACAAAGCAAAAAGUGCACUUGAGAAGGUUUACCAUUUCAAUGUCUUAAAGGUGAAGGGUGGCAAGCGGGGGGCAGUGAAUGGGAUGCGACCAGAUGGAACAGUUGAUAUGUCAGCGUUGCAGUCAAGAGAAAUAUGGUCUGGUGUCACAUAUUCUGUUGCUGCAUCUAUGAUUCAUGAAGGCUUGGUUGAAAUGGCAUUUAACACUGCAUUUGGAGUCCAUGAAACUGUCUGGUCCCAAGAAGGGCUUGGAUAUUCUUUUCAAACCCCAGAAGGAUGGAACACCUAUGACCAGUACCGAUCUAUGGCCUACAUGCGCCCAUUGGCUGUAUGGGCAAUGCAAUGGGCCUUAUCGCCACCAAAGCUCUACAAGGAAGCGAAAAGACCAGAAGUGGAGGAAGUUCCAUUGUUUAUGCACAAUGCUGGAUUCUCAAAAGUUGCAGGUCUUCUCAAGUUGCCAGAACUGGAGACUUCUAAAAAAGGCCUACUCCAGGUUCUUUUCGAUUGGACUUGCAGGAGGAUGUGGAUGUGACACUAUUUUAAACAUAAGCUUGUGGAAGUUUCUUGAGUACUUCCUAUUUAUAUCUAUUUCUUUUAGGUGAAUCUAUUGUUGUGGAAGGAAGAUGUUUAUAAAUGCAUUGCAGAAGACCGUUUGAUAUGAAAAACUGUAGAGUUUUUUUUUU